Musa acuminata AAA Group (dessert banana) is the source of this 854-nucleotide messenger RNA. RefSeq lists its product as uncharacterized. The record is from RefSeq and is a predicted model, not a curated record. Gene Ontology annotation, molecular function: structural constituent of ribosome; 5S rRNA binding. The coding region runs from base 378 to 770 and encodes 130 amino acids. The transcript has 2 exons. Gene Ontology annotation, cellular component: ribosome. NCBI's taxonomy places the organism in Eukaryota, Viridiplantae, Streptophyta, Magnoliopsida, Zingiberales, Musaceae. Gene Ontology annotation, biological process: translation.
UCACUUUAAUAAGGAUUUUAGUGUAAUUUUUUUUAAGACUAAGACUGAGAUUCUAAGAAGAUGUAAGGGUAAUAUAUAAUUAGCAUUCCACCCGUCCUGCGGAAUAAUACUACGGGCUUGAGACUAAUGACAUUUCCCUGUGCCCAAACUCACGAGCUCUACCUAUUCAUCUUCGUGUUCUCCCUCCGCCGCAUCUUCACAACCACCUGCCAUUGCCACCUCGGGUACGCUUGUUAUCUGUUUGACGAUAUGCCAAGGCCGAUUCACUAAAGCGACGUCGCAGGCGACGAAGUUGGGUUCGAGGGUCAUUUGCGGACGGUCCAAUUUUGUGCAGCAGCAGCAUUAGGGGGAGGAAGAGAUAGCAGAGCGGAUUCGGGAUGCUGCCUCCUGUGGCGAGCAAGCGAUACGUGCUGCGGCUGUUCAUAUCGCUCAAGCACGUGACGGCCAACGUGGUGGACCGUCGCAGCGGGCGCGUGGUGGUGACGGCGUCCUCGGUGGAGAAGGCGCUCAAGGCGGGGUUCGAAUGCGGGCGCACCUGCAACGCCAAGGCGGCCGCGGCGGUGGCGGAGGUGCUCGCCAUGCGCCUCAAGGUCGACGGCCUGGCCCGGGAACCCAUCCACGCCGACGCUACCAAGGAGGUGGAGAAGAAAGGCUUCAAGAACCGCACCAAGGUGUGGGCCAUGCUCAACGCCCUCCGCUCGCACGGCGUCAACCUCAUCCUCGACCAAGGCGACAUCCGCCAUCCUCCUCCUCCUCCUCAUCUCCCUUGAGCGCUUGAUUCUUCAUAGAUCAGACAAUUGAUAUAUGAUGUCCUAUAUCUGUUCGAUCAAAUGCUUGUGCGGAUGUGCGAUUCA